This is a messenger RNA of Merops nubicus (carmine bee-eater), 477 nucleotides long. RefSeq names its product acyl-CoA synthetase family member 3, mitochondrial-like. The coding region runs from base 1 to 477 and encodes 158 amino acids. The record is from RefSeq and is a predicted model, not a curated record. Gene Ontology annotation, biological process: fatty acid metabolic process. NCBI's taxonomy places the organism in Eukaryota, Metazoa, Chordata, Aves, Coraciiformes, Meropidae. The transcript is spliced from 4 exons. Gene Ontology annotation, molecular function: medium-chain fatty acid-CoA ligase activity.
AUGAUCUCCUCGUCAGCCAAAAUCCCUGCUGCCCGUGGCUCCGUGCUGGGCAUCCUGCCUGGUCCAAACUACCCCCAUGUGGGGACGAGCCAGGCGGGCAGCAGCCUGCGCAGGGACACGGCAGUGUACAGGGACGGCGUGUACUGGAUCAGGGGCCGCACCUCGGUGGACAUCAUCAAAAACGGGGGGUUCAAAAUCAGCGCCCUGGAGGUGGAGCGGCACCUGCUCGCACACCCCCACAUCACAGACGUGGCGGUGAUCGGGCCACCAGACAUGGUGUGGGGCCAGCGGGUCAGUGCCGUGGUGCAGCUCCGCAAGGGCAGGAUGCUCUCCGUGAAGGAACUGAAGGAAUGGGCCAGGGAGAGCAUGGCACCGUACGCCAUCCCCUCCGAGCUGAUCGUGGUGGAGGAGAUCCCCCGCAACCAGAUGGGCAAAGUCAACAAGAAGGAGCUUCUGCAGCGCUUCUACCCAGCCUAG